UGUCUGUCUGUCCGUCCGUCCCGCGCAGGGCGGGGGCAUGGCUGGCGCGCGGCCGCCCCGGUUCCUGCUGGUGUUCGACUUCGACGAGACCAUCGUGGACGAGAACAGCGACGAGUCGGUGGCGCGGGGCCGGGCGCUGCCCGCGGCGCUGCGGCACGGCCCGGCCGGCGGCUCCUACAACGAGCACAUGCGGCGCGUCCUGGCCUUCCUGGGCGAGCAGGGCCUGCGCCCCGCCGAGCUCCGCGCCGUCUACGAGAACAUCCCGCUGGCCCCCGGCGUGGCCGAGCUCUUCCAGUUCCUCUCCAAGCACCGCCAGCACUUCGAGCUGGUGCUCAUCUCCGACGCCAACACCUUCGGCAUCGAGGCCAAGCUGCGGGCGGCCGGCGCGCUCUCGCUCUUCCGCAAGAUCUUCAGCAACCCGGCCGGCUUCGACCGCCGCGGCGUCCUCGUGCUGGGGCCCUACCACAGCCACACGUGCCCGCGGUGCCCGCCCAACAUGUGCAAGGGGAAGAUCCUGGGCGAGUACCUGGCGGAGCGGGCGCGCGACGACGCCGAGUUCCGGAGCGUUCUCUACGUGGGCGACGGCGCCAACGACUUCUGCCCCGCCGGGGCGCUGCGGGCGGCCGACGUGGCGUUCCCCAGGAAGGGCUUCCCCAUGCACCGGCUGAUCCAGGAGAGCCGCGAGAAGCAGCCCGGCGCUUUCCGGGCCGCCGUGGUGCCCUGGGAGUCGGCGGCCGAGGUGGCGCGGUACCUGCAGGAGCUGCUCCGCGGGGAAUGCUGAGCGCUGCCA
Messenger RNA from Lonchura striata (white-rumped munia), 790 nucleotides. The record is from RefSeq and is a predicted model, not a curated record. NCBI's taxonomy places the organism in Eukaryota, Metazoa, Chordata, Aves, Passeriformes, Estrildidae.